AUGAUCAACGUGACCAACACCACACAGGAUGCAUCCAUCCAUCCUCCUCCCCCUAUCUCCCCCAAUCUUUUGAUUGAUGGGCCCGAUGGAGUAGAUCCACGGGUCAAACAUGGUCUAUCGAGCAAGUCCACAAGCGCGCGUGUAGCGUGUGAGCCCGUUGUCCGUAUUCCUGUGUAUUACUGGUUGCUUUCUGUCGUCUCUUCUGGUGGGCGCGGCUGGUACCAUCUUUUUUGGUCUGUUGCUUCCGCCAGUGGGACUUUUCUGCCAGUGGGUUUGUUGCUUCCCACUGGUAGGCCCUUUCCUCCUACCAGUGGACCUGUUAUCUCUCGCCAGUGGACCUUUUCAUAUAGCCGUCGGUUGCCGGUUGCCGGUUGCCAGUUGCCAGCCGCCUGUUUUACUUCCACUGGCGGGUCCAUUUAUCUCACUGGUAGGAGACAUUUAUCCCACUGGUCGGACAUUUGCUUCCUGUUGCUUCCUGUUGCUUCUGCCGGGGAACCCGAUGGUUCCAUUUCUGCCGCAAAAUUGUCGGCUAUGUUGUGUCCUCAAGACACCUCGUCGAAAGCCGAUAAGGCUCACCAGAAGCCCAACAUGGGCGCCUGCAAAAAGGCCACAUCAGCCCAUAAGAGAGGCCAAAGUAUGCGCCAGAGCAAAGACCAAUCCGGCCCACAAGAGAGGCCAAUGCUCCAAGUGCGCACCAGAGAAAGGGCAAACCAGCCCACAAGAAAGGCCAAAGACAAACCGGUCCGCAAGAAAGGCCAAAGUAGGCGCCAGAGCAAACAUCAAUCCGGCCUACAAGAAAGGCUAAUUAGAGGCGCAUUUCUAUCAAAGUCCAAAAUCUGGGUUGUACCUCCAAGUCUCAAGGCCAAGUCGAUUUCCAAGAAGGGGUCCAAUGCAAAUCCUCCUCUCCAAAAGGAUCAAAAGAAAUCCGAACUCGAGGCAUAUACUAAGUCCUCCACUCCUAAAGGAUCAAAUCCAAAAACCGAGGCGUAG
Phycomyces blakesleeanus NRRL 1555(-) is the source of this 990-nucleotide messenger RNA. RefSeq lists its product as hypothetical. The coding region runs from base 1 to 990 and encodes 329 amino acids. The record is from RefSeq and is a predicted model, not a curated record. NCBI's taxonomy places the organism in Eukaryota, Fungi, Mucoromycota, Mucoromycetes, Mucorales, Phycomycetaceae. The transcript is spliced from 7 exons.